Hyla sarda is the source of this 1449-nucleotide messenger RNA. Its product is annotated as serine protease 27-like. The transcript is spliced from 6 exons. Gene Ontology annotation, molecular function: serine-type endopeptidase activity. NCBI's taxonomy places the organism in Eukaryota, Metazoa, Chordata, Amphibia, Anura, Hylidae. The record is from RefSeq and is a predicted model, not a curated record. Gene Ontology annotation, biological process: proteolysis. Bases 231 to 1271 code for a protein of 346 amino acids.
UGAAGCUCCUGGGACUGGAUACUAGCACAGUAUCACUUCUGCCCGUGCAAGAUGUCCAGAUGACAGGUGGGCUUGAAGUCCACCCCCCACCCACAGAGCAAGAACCAGUCGGGCAACUUUAGGGCUCUAUAUAAGUCAUGCUAUCACCCUGAUGAAGUAAACAAGAUAUUACCAUUCGCCAUUAGGAUACAGAUCAGCAAGAAGACAACCCUGGCCAUCACAGCUGCAUCAUGAAGAAGCUUCUUGUGCUCCUCACACUUUUCUCACAGCAUGAUGGUGCAGCUUGUGGAAGACCAAUAAUAUUACAAAGAAUCGUAGGAGGAGAAGAUUCGGAAAUUGGAAAAUGGCCAUGGCAGAUCAGCCUGCAGAUGGGAGGUUCUCCCGUGUGCGGCGGGACGCUUGUCGCCAACUCCUGGGUGUUGACAGCGGCUCAUUGCUUUGUGAAGCCGAUAAAUACCAAACACUACACCAUGUACUUUGGCGUUCAUCAGCUAUUGGGCCUGCAGCAGCCUGGAAUUGAGGUCAGAGCAGCAAAAAAAAUCAUAAUACACCCCGACUUUACAGACGAAGGAUCUGGCAGAGACAUUGCCCUGGUGCAGCUGGAGAAACCGAUCGAUUUUACCCCCUCUAUACUUCCCAUCUGUCUACCAUCUGCGUCUAUGAACCUUUCAGAGGGAACCACGUGCUGGGCAACAGGAUGGGGUGAAGUCAAUGAUGGGGAGCCACUGGCCAAACCUAAGACUCUCCAGGAGGUCCAGCUCGCUCUGAUAGACAAUAAGAACUGUGAAUCCAUGUACCAGACCAGCUUGGGCUAUAACCCCAAUUUCAAGCUAAUCAAAAAUGACAUGAUGUGUGCCGGAUACAAGGAAGGAAAGAAAGAUACAUGCCAGGGUGACUCCGGUGGACCCCUUGUCUGCAGUGUCAAUGGUGUCUGGGUCCAGAUGGGAAUUAUCAGCUGGGGUGUUGGAUGUGCCGAGCCCAGUCAGCCUGGAAUCUACACAAGUGUCCAAUAUUACCUGCCCUGGAUUCAGACAUUUGUUACAUCCCUGGAGAAGAUUGAUGAUCUGGAGAAUGUUUACCUAGUGCAAAAGGUCGACACAUCUCCAAACAACAGCAACCAUAGUGAUAUUUUAUUUGACCCAAACUAUGUGGAGAGCGGUAACAGUACUGAGCCCAAGAUGCAAUUUCUGGUCGGCAAUGGAGCCCCCAUGAAUUUGUGGUCAAUGACCAAUUCCAUGCUUAUCCUCUUGGGUCUCAUGCUUCAUCUGUAGUUCAACCAACUUCACCACCACUAGAACCACCGCUGCCACUACUUUAUUGGAAGGACGGAACUCUUAACCAUGAUGGUCUUCAUAAGUCUAUACUUACAUGUUGUCUAGACCCUACAUGAUCUCCACCACAUUAUCCACCGCUAUCUAAAGGACGAGACUCUUCACCAUGAUGGUCUUC